Molecule: messenger RNA, 1724 nt
Organism: Medicago truncatula (barrel medic)
Lineage: Eukaryota; Viridiplantae; Streptophyta; Magnoliopsida; Fabales; Fabaceae
Exons: 8
Coding region: 152-1240 (362 amino acids)
Source: RefSeq, a predicted model, not a curated record
AUUAAAAAAGAAAAUACAUAACACUUCAUCAUAAACCCCAGCUCUCGUCUUCACUCACAGCUCGCGUACUCUCGUCUUCUCUCUCUUAAAAUCUCGUUCUUCACCCUCCAAUCAUGAAUUUUCACUAAUCUCAGCCAUCUCUUGGAUCACCAUGAAUCCAGCGGCGGAACGCCGCGCGAUCGCGGCGCGGAGCGGCCAAAAACAACAAAGCGCGACACAGUGCUUCAACGCGGAGCGUUUGGAGAAAGCGGAUGAAGCGGGCGCAAUUGCGGGCUUGCGAAUGAAGCGGGCGCUUUUGACAACCCUGUAUAUUGUUUGUUGUGCUUCAAAAUUUGCCAUGUCAAAAGCCUCUGGGAGAUUGGUUCCUUUGGAUAAAUAUGAAAGAGUUGGGCCAGAUUUCUUUGGCUAUUAUUCGUCUGAAGUAGUAAAUCUAUUAUCACAAGAUGAGGAUGUUUUGCCAGUUUCUACCCAAUUAUCUGAGCUACCACAUAAUAAAUGUGGUGAGGGAGGAAAGAAUCUUGUUAAUCACAGUUAUAAUUUUACCGGUCCAUUGUAUAGUGAUGGUGUUGGAGCUGGGCUAUCGGACUUCGAAAAGGACAGAUUAAAAUCACUGCUCAGACAGAGUGCAUUUACUCUUUCAUCAGAAGUUGCUGAGGUGGCGGACCCUGUUUUCGCUAUGUUCAAUUUGCAAUCUGGGAUAAGAAGCAAAACACAUUCGUUGAGUCUUACAACUAUGACGUCUGAUGAUGUACUGCAAAUUCCAUGUAAAAAGCAAAAGGUGUCUUCACAAUCUCCUUCAGCAAGGUCUGGCCUUCUUGCAGAAACUAGUGAUGCCAAUCCCCAAAGCAGUAUGGAGGUGAGGAAUGAUAUUCAGUUCCUUUUGCAGAAUGAUAGUGUGGAGGUCGAGGAGAUGAUGAAGAAAUAUUCUGAAGAACUCACUGGAACACUAGGGUAUAUGGAACAGCGACUUGAGUUGCUUCUUGAUGCAGUGAUGUCAAAGUGCAGGUCAAUGACUCUUGUUGAGAAACAAGAGCUACAGAAAUUAAUUCAGAAGCUACCUGCUGGAAAUCUUGACCGUGUGGUGGAGAUAAUCUGUCGAAGUAGGCCAAUAGAAGAACAAAAUUGUGACAAAAUAUUUGUUGAUUUGGAAAAAGAGGAUAAUGCUACACUCUGGAGACUCUAUUACUAUGUCGAAGCUGUUGAGAAAGCCAAAAGUCUUGCUGCUAGGAGUAAGGCUUAGUUUCAUAGGCAGUCAUUAAAUGCCUGGAAAAAGCUUGGACAGUAUUUCUAGUUCGUCCAAUCCGAAACCAUCAAUAGAUUUAUCUCAUCUUCCUAACUGAAAGUGUUGCAGAUUCUAAAAGUGAUGACCUGUACACUGUGAAAGCUAGAACUACCAAUACAUAUUGUGAUAGCAGAGGCUACUGAUACAAUAAAGCAUCUACCUGAUCGGCAAGGACUACACCCCCACAGAAAAACCCCUACGGAACUGUAAAUUUCGAGAAAUUAGUCUCAGUGUAUCGCCUUAAAUUGUAGGAUUAAGAUUUUAAAUCAUACAAAAGUUGUAUAAUGAACUGAUGGCAACACUCCAGUAUUUAUUUUUUUAGUUAGUUCAUAGUAGUUAGAUGUACAUUUUCUAUAUGAUGUUCUUUCUAUAACAUUUUUCUAAAAGCUUCUAAACCUCUCCAACGGUAGUUGAUUCAUUUGGCAAUGAUAUUUGUUUUUCU